AUGAUGGAAUCAGAGACCCCAAGGGCACCGCCCUCGACGAACCCCCUGUCGCGUAUUGCGCACAGGUUGUCGAUGAAAAGCAACUCGGACCAGUCCACCCCGUCCACCACCAAGACGACCGUAUACGAGAAGCAGACGCCGAGGUCGAGUAAGACUAGUCAAUCGAGUGGUUCAAGCAAGUCUAGCUACGGAAGAAGCCCGACGAGGAGUGGCGAGCUGAAGAGGAUGGAACGGGGCCAGAAGCAGGAGCGUCGGGAGCAGCUGGAGCGCGAGCUGGAAGAGCGCAGGAGGCGAGAAUACGAGGAGGCUCGCAAGAUCGAAGACGACGAGACGAAAGCCCGCUACGGCGAGGGAAGCGAGGAAAACUACCCAACCGAACUCAACACCAUCGCCGAGGUGGGCCAACUAGGUGUUGGUUCCAAAGUCACCUUCCGCGCCCGAAUCCACACACAGCGCAACAUCUCCAAGCACCUCGACUUUAUUCUGUUUCGCGACCAGACCGAUACCAUCCAGGGCGUACUGCAUGACGUGACGCCAAACAUGGUGAAGUGGGUGCAACGGCUGCACCCUGAGUCCAUCGUCCAGGUUUCCGGUUCUCUGAAGAAACCCGUCGAGGAUGUCAAGUCAGCGUAUCACCAUGAUGUUGAGGUCGACAUCUACUCCAUCCACCUACUCAACCCCGCGCAGGCGCCUCCUUUCAGUAAUUACCAACCGCCUGAGAGCAUGAACAAUAGGCUUAACAACCGCGUCCUCGACCUGCGACAUCCCUCCAACCAAGCCCUCUUCCGUGUCCGUGCCAUGAUCACACGCAAGUUCCGCGAAACCCUCGACAACAAUGGCUUCAUUGAGAUUCAAACACCCAAGCUGCAGCCAGCUGCUACAGAAAGCGGCGCAGAAGUCUUCAAGCUCAACUACUUUGGCCGUCGCGCCUUCUUGGCCCAGAGCCCCCAGUUGGCCAAGCAGAUGGCAAUUUCAGCCGACUUUGGCAAGGUCUACGAGGUUGGCCCUGUCUUCCGUGCCGAGAACUCCAACACCCACCGCCACUUGACAGAGUACACCGGCCUCGACAUUGAGAUGAAGAUUCACAAGCAUUACCACGAGCUUCUGAAGGUUCUCGACCAGGUUCUCAAGAACAUUUUUACGGCAGUGCACGCCAUGCCUGAGCUCAAAAUCAUCCGGGAGAGGUGGCCAAGUGAAGAUCUCGUCUGGCUUGAGGAGACUCCCAUCAUCCCCUUCCCCGAGGGGCUGCAGAUGCUGCGCGAUGACGGCCGAGACGUCGCCGAUGAAGACCUUUCAACUCGAGACGAGAUCAGACUCGGAGAGUUAGUAAAGGAAAAGUACAAAACUGACUACUACAUACUCGACAAAUUUCCCGCCAACGCCCGUCCAUUCUAUACUCAUAAAGCCGAGGACCCCUUCUGGACAAACUCUUUCGAUAUCUUCGUCCGAGGCCAGGAAAUUUGCACUGGCGGCCAACGCAUCAAUAACCCGAAGGAACUGCGAAAGAGCAUGGCCGAGAAUGGAAUCUCGGAAGACGAAAUGUCUGAGUAUCUCGAGGCAUUCGACCUGGGCGCUCCCCAACACGGUGGUGCAGGUCUUGGUCUCGACCGCAUCGUUUUCCUCCUUCUCAACUUGGGUGAUAUUCGAUACGGCUCACUCUUCUACCGCGACCCUAAGUCCCUACCUCAACGCUCCUUCAACCUCCCCCACCCCAACGCAGACACCACCAAAAUCUGGGCAGGCAGAGAAAUGCCAGCUCUCGAAGAACUCAUCGCUAACUAUGGUGACGCCACCAACACAUCCUGGCUGGACGAGCGCUUUGAGCUAUGGCGCCAUAGCAGCGGUGCGGCCGUCGGCUACGUCAAGCAAGGCAAGUUUGUCAUGAUCACUGGCGAUCCGCUCUGCGACCGCGGCCAAUACGAGGAAGUCAUUCCUGCCUUUGUCGAAUUCGUCACGAAGGAGCUCAAGCUCACGCCCGUGUGGAUGCUUGUCUCCAACAAAGUCCAGGAAAUUCUCGGUCGGCGCAUCGGCUGGCGAACCAUGUCCUGCACCGAAGAGCAACGCGCCGAUGCCGACCAGCACACCGCCCCGGAUAACCGCCUUGCUCGUCGCGUCAAACGUGAGGGUAUCAAGAUUCACGAGGUGAAGCCCAACGAAGACUUCAUCAGCCGCGCCGACAAGUCCAUCGCCGCAUGGAAAGAGAAGCGCAAGGAGAAGAAGCAAGUCCACAUGACGGAGAUCCGCCCAUGGAUCGAUCAGUCACACCGCCGCUACUUCUCGGCCGAAAAGGACGGCGAGGUCCUUUGCAUGGUCGUACUCGCGCAGCUGGCGCCGCGGUACGGCUGGCAGGUGAAGUGGGCUCUCGACUUCCCAAACGCCCCGCACGGCACCAUCGAGGUCCUCAUUGAAUACGCCCUCUCAUGUAUCUCGGGCCCCGUCACCUUUGGCGCCGGCGUCAGCGAGCGAUUUGUCCCAGGGCAACACUUGCACGGCGCCCGGGCUAAGUUCCUCAGCAAAACGUACGCGGCCAUCGUCAAGAGUCUCGGGCUUGGUAGGAAGGCCGAGUUCAGAGACAAGUUUGGCGUUCUCGGUGAGCAGGUGUAUAUCUGCUAUCCACGCCGCGGCGUCACCCUGUUUGAUUUGAAGGAGAUUGUCAAGUUCUUCAUGGACCAGGACGACUCGUGA
Molecule: messenger RNA, 2685 nt
Organism: Colletotrichum chrysophilum
Lineage: Eukaryota; Fungi; Ascomycota; Sordariomycetes; Glomerellales; Glomerellaceae
Exons: 2
Coding region: 1-2685 (894 amino acids)
Biological process (GO): aspartyl-tRNA aminoacylation
Cellular component (GO): aminoacyl-tRNA synthetase multienzyme complex; cytosol; cytoplasm
Molecular function (GO): RNA binding; ATP binding; aspartate-tRNA ligase activity
Source: RefSeq, a predicted model, not a curated record